Molecule: messenger RNA, 4066 nt
Organism: Rhopalosiphum padi (bird cherry-oat aphid)
Lineage: Eukaryota; Metazoa; Arthropoda; Insecta; Hemiptera; Aphididae
Product: NFX1-type zinc finger-containing protein 1-like
Exons: 11
Coding region: 445-3750 (1101 amino acids)
Biological process (GO): regulatory ncRNA-mediated heterochromatin formation
Cellular component (GO): nuclear RNA-directed RNA polymerase complex
Molecular function (GO): helicase activity
Source: RefSeq, a predicted model, not a curated record
UAAAUUAUUGUUAUAAUACGUUAUACUAUAUAAUAAUAUAAAAAUAAACUAAAAUACCAAUUAUCCAGGAUUAUUUAUUCUUAUAGUUGUUAUUAAAUCAUAUAUCAUUGUGGAUGUGUUUAGAUUAUAAUUUAAUCACAAUAAUCCAAGUGGGUUUCCAACUGCUUUAUUGUGUUCUGCCUUUCUUUUUAGUGUCACUGUUUUUAUUGUUUUUAAUAACCAAUAUAAAAUUACAAAAUAAAUACACGAGUACAUAUACACACUGGCCAAUGACGAGAAUUGUUUUGCAUAAUAAAUAAUAAUGUUGAUUUUUUUGUACCUAUCUAAGCGUUUAUUGGAAUUUUGAAUAAUCGUAUGACUGUUAUCCGUAUCCCAACUGAAUAUUUUGUGAUUUUGUAGCGGAAGAAUAAUACUUUUUAAUUACUAAGGUUAUUACCAUUCAUUAUGACGAAAAAAAAAAAAGAAGACUAUACACUUAAGUAUAAAUGGUUAGAAAAUGAUUUGUCAAAAUCAUCAAUGGUGACAUCUGUAAGUUGUUUUGACGACUAUAGACGUAUUCCACUUUAUCCCACAUUAGAAGAUAUAACCAAUGGACCACCAAUAUUAUAUGCAAAUUAUGUUGAUCGUCCAUAUAAAAAUUGUGAUGAAUACUUAAAUAACUUUUUCCGUCUUAUGCGAGAAGAUUUUGUUUCAGUUAUUAGAGAUACUUUAAAAACUAUAAAUGCUAAUAAAAGUGUACUCGAACGAGGAAUGGACAGAUUAUGGUACUAUAGUAAUGUUAAAAUUGAAAAGAAAAGAACUUCAUCUGUAGCAAUGUAUUUGCAAUUUGAUACACCUAAUAAAGCUAAGGAUUUUAACUAUGAAGAUAGUAAACGAUUUAAAAAUGGUGCUUUGUUGUUGCUUUCAAAAGAUUUAUUUAAUACAUUCAGUUUAGGAAUUGUAACUGAUACGUUUAAGUUAAAUAAAGGGAUAGUUGGUGUCGAUGUUGUUGAUUUUGAAGAAGUAAAUAAAUGGAGCUCAAUCGAUUUACUAGAGCCAGAUGUUUUUUAUGAACCUUAUAGAUAUGUUUUGGGAGUAUUUCAAGACUUGUGUGAAACAAAUUUUCCAAUGAAGAAUUAUAUUAUUCAUGGUAUUAAAGAAAUUUCAUAUCCUAGUUAUUUAACAGGAAAUUCUGUUUAUACUAUUAAUGGGAUUACAUUUGAUAUUCUUCAAAAUGACCAAUGGCCGUCAGCUGAAAUACUUAACAUGGAUAUCAAUCAAUAUGAAGCAUUUAAAGGGGCCUUAACUAAAGAAUUUACUAUGAUUCAAGGACCACCCGGCACUGGUAAGACUUACAUUGGAUUAGAAAUUGUAAAGGUUAUUAUUGAAAAUAUGUAUGAUACAAAUAAACUCAAUCAUCCUAUUAUGGUUGUAUGUAUGACAAAUCAUGCCUUAGAUCAAUUUCUUGAGGGUAUAUGGAAAAUAACAAGAAAUAUUUCAAGAUUUGGGCGUGGUACUAAAAGUGAUAUUUUAGUGAACUAUAUUCCAACAAUGAGUGUUGCUCGCAAGGAUGAAUGUGCCGACAUAUAUGUAGACGCCAGACGAGACAUAAAAGCUUCAAUACAAAACGAAAAUCAGCAUCUGCUUAAUAUUAAAGAAGUUGAUCGCAAUGAAGGUGUAGUUGAUUUGUCUUUACUUAUGCAAGUGCUUAACGAAAAUGGUUUUAAUACAUGGUUUCAAGAUUCAUAUGAUUUACUUGCAUGGUUAUUACAUGGCAUUUCAUCCGUGAAUGGUAUAAAUCCUAUACAUUUUUUAAAAAAAGAUGAGCUACUUGCUACUCGAUUCUCAAAACUAGAUAAAAAUAAAACUAAUAAAAAAGUAUAUUGCAUAACUUUGAAGAGUAUAAAACUGUAUUGUACCCAAAUUCAAUGUCAACUAAAUAAUACAAGUCGUAAUCUAAAAGAUGAUGAUUCUAAAAAAAAAGAUUUAGAAAAUGCAUUAAAAAUAAUGAGAACCAUAGAAGAUUACAUAGCCAAACAUUUAAAAUUGUAUAAAUCUGGAUCUUCUGAAAAAUUUAAAAAUCAGAAUAACCGUGACUUAUUACAAAAAAGAGAUCGAUGGUUAUUGUAUUAUAAUUGGAUUCGUUUAUAUAUAACAAAAGAGUAUAAUAAUAUUGAAAAUAUAAAAAGUACUACUCGUCAAUGUAGACGAGAUAUGAACAAGUUUAAGUCAAUUGGAUAUUUGAAACCAGUUCAAAAUAAGUAUGUGAUUGGUAUGACAACAACUGCUGCUGCUAAAAAUAGAUAUUUGCUUAAAAAUCUUAAAUGUCCAAUUGUUAUAAUUGAAGAAGCAGCAGAGGUUUUAGAACCUCACAUUGUGGCAUCAUUGUCAGAAUAUUGUGAACAUCUUAUUCUCAUUGGUGAUCAUAAACAACUGCGUCCUCAAACAGCUAAUCAUAUCAUAGGAAAAAAAUAUCGACUUGACAUUUCAUUGUUUGAACGUAUGGUAAAUAAUAAAAUUCCAUCAUAUGUAUUAGCAGAACAACAUCGCAUGCGACCAGAAAUUGCAGGUUUAGUUGCACCAGUUAUUUAUCCACAUUUAAGAAAUCAUACAUCUGUUAUGGAACGACCAAAUGUUAAAGGAGUUGGCAUGAAUGUAUUUUGCAUGACUCACAAUGUUCAUGAAGAAAAAAAUUAUGAGUUAUCCAGUUUCGUUAAUAGUACUGAAGCAAAGUAUUUGGUUGCAUUGGCAAAUUAUCUAUUAAAGCAAGGAUAUUAUCCAGAAGAUAUUACUAUUAUGGCAAUGUAUAAUGCUCAAGUUGUAUACAUUUCUAAUUUGAUUAAAUCACCACCUUUUGAACAUUUGGCAGACAUUAGAGUUUCUUCAGUGGAUGGUUAUCAAGGCGAAGAAAAUGAAAUUGUUUUAUUGUCAUUGGUGCGUAGUAAUAAUAAUUACAGUAUUGGAUUUUUGAAGACCAACAAUAGAGUAUGUGUUGCCUUAUCUAGAGCUAGAUUGGGUUUUUAUAUUGCUGGUGAUUUGAAAUUACUUGCUAAAGCCAGUAAAUUGUGGAGUAGUGUUAAAAAAUACUUAAGUAAUAUGAAUGCAUUAGGCCCAACGUUAUUGUUGAAGUGUCAAAUUCAUAACAAAUGUUUAGGAAGUGUAUCAAAUCAUUUAGAUUUUCAAAGGUUUACUGCAUGUCAAUUAAAAUGUAAUGUUAAACUUUCUUGUGGCCAUUUAUGUAAGAAAUUAUGUCAUGUUGAAGAUAGGGACCAUUUAAUGGUUAAGUGUUCAAAUGUCUGUAAUAGGAAAUGCUCUAGAGAUCAUAAAUGUCUUAAAAUGUGUUAUGAAGACUGUUCAUGCCAAGUGUUGAUUAAUCAAAUUAGUGAUUGUGGCCAUAUUGUUCAAGGAAAGUGCUGUGAUAUAGAAAAUAUGAAAUGCAAUAUGAAGGUAAAAAAAACAUUAAGUUGUGGGCAUACACUCGAGAAAAAUUGCUUUGAACAAUUUAAUUGCAACCAAAUAUGUAAAAAACCCAACUUAAAUUGUUUAUUUAGGCAUUUAUGCAAAAAACCAUGUGGUGUAAAUUGUGGUUCAUGUACACAUUUGAUUCCUAUAAUAAUGAAAUGUGGACAUAUUUCAGAAUUCUCUUGUUCUCAAGAACCAGACACAGUAGAAUGUUUAGAAUGCAAGGGUUAUCAGAAACCUUUUAUGUCAAGGAAUGAUGUAAACAGAUUAGUUCCUGGAAAAAAUAAUUCAGGCAUUAAGGUCCUGUAAGAAUAUUUGAAUAAGUACAUUUUAAUGUAUAAACAAGGUCCAACAUAAAUGUGAUUGAAACCAAACAGUUUUUGUUGAUUGAUAUAUAUUUUAAUCAAAUAAUCAAAUUGUAUAAAAAUUAUGUUUAAAGAUUGUUAUUUUGUAAUUUUAUUUUAUAACACACCUUUGUGUUUUAUACAAGUUUUGUGACUACUAUUUUAAUUUAUAUUAUAUUUGAACCGUUUAAAUAAUGUUUUAUUGUUUUAAUUUUAUUAUUUUUAUGUUAAGAAAGAUGAUAUUAAUUUAAAUAAAGGUUUUGUCAAUCAUUACAAAUAAA